Cuscuta europaea is the source of this 12980-nucleotide messenger RNA. Lineage: Eukaryota; Viridiplantae; Streptophyta; Magnoliopsida; Solanales; Convolvulaceae. The record is from the annotation of a GenBank genome assembly.
CCCAUUUCAGUCUCUUCACUCUUCACUCACUUCCUCCUCUGUCCAUCUCUGUUCCAGUUUCUCAUUCCUUCAUCUGGGCUGGCGAACAAGAAGAGGACCAAACCUCUAGCACAAGAAGAAAUCUUUCCCAUCUUCAAGUCCUUUCUAUUCUCCUACUUCCACCGUCGUUUUCCCCUCCUCACACAAUAGCAGACCCAUAUAUUGCCAUAGAGCAGACCUAGAAUUGGUGUGCCCAGGUUUUAGCCUCCAAUAGACCCGUUUUUAGGCUGUGGAAUCCAACACCAGUAAGCCGGAAUGUCUAGAACAAGUACUCAAGGUUAGUGCUAUUUCGUCAUCUCAUUCUCUUCUUCUUUUCUCCGUCGCCUUCAACUCUUCUUUCCCAUGUUUCAUUGCCGCCCCUUCUUCAAACUUUCAAACUCGCUAGACAUCUAGGCGAUUUGAAAGGACAACACCUAAAUUAGAUCGUUUCAAUAUGCUUGGUGGAAAUUGCCCAACCUCAUGAACGGAAAGGAGAAAGGAUAAUUUUCAUAUGAAUGUGGCUAAUGCCUUUUCAAGUACAAGCAUGCAAGCAAAGCCCAGGUCAUUAAUACAUGGAUGAUUAGUUUUGUUGUAUGAGAUAUUUGAAGUACAUAUCGUGAUGAGACUAAUGAGUAAUGGCACUGUCUGUUCUUGCUAUGAACUUGAAGUUUGAUUCUCUCCAUCCAAAUGAAUGCUCUUCAGGUGAGGAGCACAACGACAUAGAUGAUGUAGACCAAAAUGCUAAACUAGACGCUCCUUUCUCAAGAGGUGACCCAGUUAAGGCAUUUGUUGAUGAGGAAGAUGAUGGAACUGAUAAUGAGAGGCAAGUUUACCAUUAUUUAUAUUCCCUCCGUCCCUAAUAACUUUGCUAAGUUUGACCGGCACGGGAAAUAAUAAAAUAAAAAUUGUGUGAUUGAGGUUUGUGCAGAGGAGAGAAUAAACUGGAACCACAAUUCUUUACUUAAAAGAGAAAGUGACAAAGUUAGUGGGAUAUCCAAAAAAAGAAAGUUGACAAAAUUAUAAGUGACGGAGAGAGUACUACUUUGGGAAUAUUUGUUUUAAUAAUAGCUCUUUUGGGAUAUUUGUUUUCUUAUGAAAUAUGCAAGUUUAUCUUUAUUUAUACUACUUUUGAUAUUAUGACUCUAAAUUUUAAGAGGGUGUUUAUUGGUCAAGUAAGAAAUGGAUUAUUUUCAUUCGUGAUUUCUAUCACUUAAUGAAAAAUUAAUAAUGACACUAAUCCAAGCGUCAACCGAGAUAAGUAAGGAAUGAUUGGGUAUUAAAAAUAGCUAUUUUGAACUAUUUGUUCUUAAGACAUGUUAGUCCCAGAUUCUUUAACAAACAAACAACCAUAGCAGAUAAAGAAGUAGAUAGAAAGAUAUCAGAUGAACAAUGAAUCUGGUAUAUCGUGAACUAGCCGCUGCUCUCCCUCGAGGAGAGCAGCGUAAAACCUAAUCUCUAUCUCGCCUCUAUUCUAUCAAAGUCCUAGGUUUUCCCUAAGUUACCUUCCUUUUAUAGGAGAAGUUGGCUAACUUAUGGAUUACAAACAAGGUAAUGGGCUGGUAUACAUUUGUGGCCCAUAUUACACAUUUAAUUAAUAACUACACAAAUACAAAGAUAUUUAAUUAGAUUGGACAACAUAAAAUAUUCCCAACAAUCUCCCCCUUGGUGUUCAAUCGUAUUCAAUCAACAUUGCCACGCAGAUAUCUUUGUCUUUGUGCUCCUCUUCUUCAGUGUAGCUGAGUUUCCUUUGACUUGCUUGUAAAUCUUACCCUCCAACUUCAGUGAAGUCCGAAAGCGCCUCUAGAAUGAAUGUCCUGCUGAUUUCCAGGCGUGCACGGGAUUCAUCUUCACAUCCCACAGCCAGAUCAACCCGAAUCCUCAACCAACCAAUAGCCACCCUACUCCAGCCAAAACCAAAACCAAGCAAACCUUUCUAGCCUGGUUGAGCUAGACGAAACAUUCUGAGGCUUCUCCUAAAGAUACAGACCGAGGAGGGAAUGGAAGUCCUGAUGAUGUUACCUCAGGUACAUCUUUACAAUCAGGCCAUCAGCCAGAACCUAGUUCAAAACUGAUGUCAACGGGAAAUCCAAGUGAACCUGGCUCUACCUCUCAGGACAUGCCUUCACAACAGCACCAGCAAGCUUCCCCAGCUCCGUCCAUGGACAUUCAUGAUGAACUGGAAGACAUAAUUGUGCACGAUAAACGGCCGAGCAAGUGGACGGAGUGGGACAACAUAAGGUGUGAAGAAGAGCAGUACGAAAUGCAAAGAUGUUGGUACAUUAGAGAGCUGAUUGCAAAGUGCGCUGCAGAUAUAAUUCAGCUUGAUGAAGAGGAACUCAAAGAAGGGGAAGACUACACUAAGACUCCUAAGGAACUCGAAUCAGCUAUUAGACAAUCAAGGGCCCAAAUGCCCAAGAGUGAAAAGCCUUGGGAGAACGUGCGGAUAAAUGCCCCCUUCCAAGAGGAACUCAGAAAGCGAAUAUGGCGUAAACCGGAGAAAGUUAAGCAACUUGACGAGCUGAAACUCCGAGGACUCACACACUUAAAAGGAAAGCAAGUUGGUGGGCAUCUUCAUAUGCUCAGUCAUAGAUCCACGGGGAAAUAAAGAGAGUCUUGGAGAAAGAUCUGAAGAACAACACACGUCCAAUUUGUGACAUUCUCAACAUACAAGAAGAAGAUCAUCAAAGCAUACCAUUCUACAGCUUCAAGCUGCAACGCACUAAUUCGAGCGAAUUUGUUUUCCAAGAGAAUGAUCUCAUUAUGCUUAAGAUAGAUGAUGUAUAUCAGAUGUUCAUGGCUUGCAGAUUUCUUCCAAUCAGCUCCAGUAGAGUCUGCAAAGAGGGAUUUAAAGCAAUCAAAAGAUUCAUGCUGAGACAAGUCCACUUUCAUGCCUCUCACGAUCUUCAAAUGGCAUUGGAAAACAACAUCCCAAAGGUGAAUCUAGCUAGACCAAUUCUGUAUGGACAUGAGCUCAAAGACUUCAGAGCAAAUCAUAUUUUUGAGACUCCGCCUGCAGUGAUUUAUUUGAAUCAUAAGCAAGAGAAACGCCUGAUGGUGGUGAGUGAGAUCCACAAGGACUGUGACGGAACAUUGAAGAUUAUUCAGGAGAAGCUGCGAUCUAUCAAAGAAGAUCUUGAAAGCAAACUUGUUGAUGCUGCAGAUGAAGAGCUAAAAGAGCAUGACAGAGUGCUAACCAUCCUCAAUGCCAUAAGUGAACAACUCGACAAAAGAAGGUCACUGAGACUGUAUGAGCACGCGCUGAAGAUUCGAAGAAGCUACUAUAAAGCUCGGAGAUAAAAGCAGGACGACACUUCAUCACAAAGGGGGAGAUUGUUGAAGUCUAUUCUAUUGUGAAUCAAGUUUGUCAUUUGUCUUGUAAUAGCUCAGCCUUUAUUAUACCUCUAUGUAUUUAUGCUUUGUAUUUAUUAGGGUAUAAAGGAUAUGGGGCCAAAGUUGUCAGGCCCAUAUUCCUAGCAUAAAGCCUGUACGCAAACCUACCUUCGCCUAUAAAUAUGUGCAUAAGGUUUAAGUUUGCGUUAAUUUUGAGAUUCGACCUUUAGAGCUUCAGUGCCAACAUCAUUUUGUAAAAGGUUUACACAGUAUACCAGAGAGGGUUUCAACUAUCUUCAUAUUGUCACAUUAUUCUGUGAUUCACUCUUUGAUAUAUUGCUAUUAGAUUAUCAUCUCUAUAAACAGGGACCAACAAGACCCAAAAAAUUACUUUUUGUUAUUAAAAGUUAUUAAGAUUUACUUUGCUUUUGCAAAUUUACCUAUUACUUACACCAAUUCCCAUAUUAGGACUUCCCAUUCUUGAAGGUUGAAGGAUCCACGACCUAACUAAGUAUUAAAAUGAAACAAUUGACCGGGAUUGAAGAGUCUUAUCAAUGACUCAGGGAGACAUUCUCUUGCAAAACUUAUAGUACAAAUCUUUUCUAUUUUUAUAACAAGACAUUCGUUGGUAUGGAGAUGUAUAAAAGGAAAGAAUUGAUCGGGAUUGAAAGUUCUUAUCGAUGAGACAGGGGCAAUCGUUAAAAAUAAUGGGAGUUUUUCUGCGAUGUUCAAUUUUUCUGCAUGUAUAGUUGUUAGUUGCGGUUUCAAGGCUUGAAGUUCGUGAUAUGCGAUGACGGGGAUAAUCAGGAAAAACUAAAAUGAGUUGUCUACAAGGAACUUUUCAAUAAUUUAUAAACGAGUGCUUAUAAAAAUUCUAAUAUUUGUUAUUAUAUAUUUAUUGAUUACUAUAUAAAUAUUACGAUCUAAUUACAUUUAUAUGUUAAUAUUUAUAAUAUCUUCAUUUUACGCCCCGUGCAACGCACGGGUGGAAUACUAGUUUUCAAUCUUAAGUGACAAAUUAAUCAUUAAAUGUCUAUAGAAGGUUCCUACUUUCAUUUGUUGGAUGUCCCAUAUCAAAGUUUUCAUUUCCAUUUUAGGAAACAAUUAACAAUCUUAAAUGACAAAUUAAGUAUUAAAUAUUAAAAAUAACACAUUUAUAGCAUCACAGUUAUCAAUACUAACUACAUUAUAAUAUAUACCUAUUAAAACUAUUUCUCAAAAUAUACUCGAAGUACUUUAUUUAAUUAUUGUCUAAAUAACCGUGCCGUUUUGCUAUGAGAACCUUCCAAUGUGACGGAUAUAGUGCAUCUUAUUUCAAGAAAAACAUGUUAGUAUCAAAACUUUUGUAACGACUUCUAAAAAAAGGAUGACACCCCAUCCCUGAGGCCCCCCCAACCCCGCCCGGACAGUACGUUGAGAGGAUGCAAGUUGGACUAUAAUCUCAAUCUGAUAGAUAGAGAGUAGGGCUCUGUACCCGGUACUUGCAGAGGCCCUAUGCAUUUUUUAGCUUAGUAACCUCUCAUCGCAGUUGUCGGGAUUCGAACCCGGGACCUAACCCUUGUGGCACUCCCUCGCUACCAGUUGAGCUAUGCCCACUGAUAAGUAACGACUUCUAUUACAUGACUGGUGUGCUUUUAUGUUAUGCUAAUACAAAUCCGCACGGGUAGCUCAAGUGGGAAAAUUGGACAAAAUGUUAUGCUAAUACAUGUUUUGCAUUCUUUGUUGGUCUGCUCCGGUUAAAAUGACAAUACUCUGAUCCGCUCCGGUCUUAAACAUAAGUUAUUUUGAUUCGGUCUUGAAUUCAAUUAUUUCGGGAUUCCGAUUCCGGUCCAAACCAGUUCAGAUGUGAUCUAGUCCUUGACCGGUGUUCACACCUGGAUGCUGAUAGCCUAACGUGUUUAACUUCCGAACAAGUCUUUUGUGGGAUGUCCAAUUCUACAUGACUGGAUCGCCAAUUCGGUUGCACCAAAUUCAUGCCACUAUUUAAUAAUUUUAAUAAAACAACAAAAACUUCAAUUUGGUUGGUUUUGACUAAUGACUGCGUUAAUCUAUUGUAGCCUAGAAAUUGUAUAGGGUCAACCCCCCCAUGGGUCCCUGAACUGAAUUGACAGAGAUAUUUUAGAGCAUUUUAUUGUUAAAAUUCUUACGCAAUUAAGCCUUUUCACUCCUAUGUUUGGACUUUGGGUACAUAAAAAAUUCCCAUGAAUUUAUCGGAAAGUAAAAUCGGCAGUUUUAGACUUUUAGGCUCCGAGAAAGAACAGAAUAACAGGCCGGGUUUUCAUCAAGAAGGUUUUAUUAAAAGUACUUUCCUUCAUAAAAAAAUUACUCUUCUUUUAAUCCUUUAAUAACUUUCUUUUCUUUCCAAUUGGAGUUUGCACUUGGCACCACCUUAUUAACAGAAAUAUAUAUAGAGAAUAUUACCCAAAAUAGGACUAAAAAGGUUUGAAAUUUCUAAAAUAGGCCUGCCUGCCAUAAUAUUCAAUACUUUGAACUUCAAUAUGCACUACAAAUAAUGUAAAGAUGCACUCUUUGAAUUUCAAUAUGCAAUACAAAUAAUGUAAAUAUGAAACUGCUAUUUUAUGGCUUGAAUAAUAUGAAACAUUUUGAACUUCAAUGUGUAAUACAAAUAAUGUAAAGAUGAUUUGAAUGAGAGGACUAGUUUGUAUGUAAUCUCACCCCUACAUCUUUAGAUUAUUUUUACUGCAUAUUGAAGUUUAAAGUGAUGCAUAUUAUUGAGUUUGUAGGUUAGUAUUUUAAGCAUGGUUUGUAUUUGAACUCUUAUAUAUAUAUGUGUGUGCGCGCGCGCGUGCGCCUAUACAUUGAAAAUAUUAACAGUAGUGAUUAUAUGAAAUAAUAGUUAACGUGCUCUUAAAAAGUACUCCAUAAAUUUAACAAGAUAUUAUCAUGAUUGAACAACGAGAUUAAAUCAAAUAUUAGGAUAAGCCGAUAAGGUAAAUAGAGGAUAUUAGGCGUGAUUAUAGUAAAUGAUUCGAAAUUAGGUGCAUAAGGUACACAUGCCAUAAAAUUUUGAAAACAACGUCUGAUUAAAACGCUUGAAACAGAAUAACUUACAAUAAAAUAUGAUCAAAUCAAAUAUUACACUAGUAAAAAUUUGUUAAAUUGCGUCACGUCAUUUGAGACGCUUAAUAAACAAGCGCCUUCAAAAUAUACGACGUGCGGCGCUUUUCUCUUUAAGCGCCUCUAAUAUGUGUUUAAUUUUUUAAUUAUUUAAUUUUUCGCGUCUUUGCGGCGCUUAUUUAUAAAAGCGCCGCAGACUGACGCCAAAUUUUUAUUCAAAAAUAAACUAAUUUUUUUAAAAAUCGGAUUUUUAAAAGAGGCGUGCGGCGCCUAUAUGCAAAAAGCGCCGCAUACGUGUUCCGAUUUCCUAGGCGGCGCUUAUAUUUCAAAAGCGCCGCAGAAAAUAAACUACUUUUUUUAAAAAUUCGGAUUUUUAAAAGGGGCGUGCGGCGCCUUUUUGUAAAAAGCGCCGCAGAAAAUAAAUUACUUUUUUAAAAAAUUCGGAUUUUUAAAAGGGACGUGCGGUGCCUUUUUGUAAAAAGCGCCGCAGAAAAUAAACUACUUUUUUAAAAAAUUAAGAUUUUUAAAAGGGGCGUGCGCCGCCUUUUUGUAAAGAGCGCCAUAGCCGGUCGCUCGCAGCAGAGAAAUAGAUUUUUCUGGGAUAAACCCUAAGGCCGGCCGAUUACAUCGUCGCACCUAGUCCGCCACUCCUCCGCUCACCGUCGUUGCCGUCGAAGCCGUCGAGGGUCGUCCGUCCGCCGCUCACCUUCGGAGGUUGCCGUCGAAGUCGCGCGCACCCUCGUGACCCAGCGGCCGUCGCACCUCCUCCGCUCCUCCGCUCAACCUCCGCCGCUCCUCCGUUCAACCUCCGCCGCUCCUCCGCUCAACCUCCGCCGCUCCUCCGGUCCGCUUACUCCAACCUCCGAUCCGCAGGUAUGUAUAUUUUUUAAUAAUAAUUUUUUUCAAUAUUUUUUAUUUUAAUUAAUUUUGAGUAAUAUAAUUUUGGAAUAGUUGUAAUGAGCAGCAAAAUACUUCCAAGAGGUUGUUUUAUAUUAGCAUAACCCUCAAUUGCAAUCUUACAUAAAAAGUGUGCUUAAAAAGAAAAAAAGUAUGCAAUAAUUUAUUUUUAUUUUUUUAUUUUUAGAUAAAGUUUAGUGUUGUUAAUCAUGGAUCGUAGCUGGAUGUAUGGUUUGAGAAAUACUUCUCAAUUUUUCAAUGGUGUUCAUGAGUUUGUGAAAGUGGCUGUUGCGCAUCAGAAGCAACAAGGACAAAAAGGAAUUUUAUGUCCUUGUUCAAUGUGCCGUAACAUUAAAAGAGAGAAUGACGUGAACAUAGUUCUUCAACAUUUAUUUGAGAAGGGUUUUAGAGAAAACUAUAUGACAUGGACAUUCCAUGGUGAGAAUCGUGUGGAUGUCGAACACCUUUUUCCUGGAGCAACUUCUAGUCAUCUAAAGCGUAAAGCUACUCAUAUUACUACUACUUCAAAUGAUAUUGAUGAUGGUGUUGCGGAUGAUGAUGCCAAUGAAGAUAGAAUUGAUGAACUCUUGAAUGAUGUUUAUGAUAAUUUUGAUUAUCAACCAAAAUCUUAUGAGAAUUUGAUUGAGGCCGCCAAUAUAUCGCUAUUCACGGGUUCUGAAUUCUCCAAACUAUCUGUUGUUCUCAAAUUAUUUCAUUUGAAAGCUAAACAUGGGUGGAGUAAUGUUAGUUUCACUGAGUUGCUGAUAUUGCUUCAAGAAAUGCUUCCAGAAGGAAAUACACUUCUCGAUACGAGCUAUAAGGCUAGAAAGUUGUUGUGUCCAAUGGGAACAGAAUGGGAGAAGAUUCAUGCAUGCCCAGCCGAUUGCAUACUGUACCGCAAUGAAUAUGAAAACCUAAAUGAAUGUCCAAAGUGUCACACUUCACGUUAUAAGAAGAAGAAGGGUAUUAAUGUUGGGUUUGAUGCUGAAUACACCAAAACACCUGCCAAAGUGUUGUGGUAUCUUCCUAUCAUUCCUAGAUUUAAAAGAUUAUUCAUGAAUGAGAAAGAUGCAAAAAACUUGGUGUGGCAUGCUCAAGAUGCACCACAGUGGAGGCAAAUUGAUUUGAAAUAUCCUGAUUUUGGCAAAGAAGACAGGAAUUUGAGACUUGGAUUAUGCACUGAUGGUAUGAAUCCAUAUGGCACAUUGAGUAGUCAACAUAGUACUUGGCCAGUUUUAUUGGUUAUUUAUAAUUUGCCUUCAUGGUUGUGCAUGAAGAGGAAGUACAUAAUGUUGUCUCUGCUUAUCUCGGGACCACAACAACCCGGUAAUGAUAUUGAUGUGUACCUCGCACCAUUAGUUGAUGAUCUUAAACUUAUGUGGAAUGAGGGUGUUACAGCAUAUGAUAUGCACACAAAAACAAAUUUUAAUUUGUGUGCUUUGUUGUAUUGCACUAUUAAUGACUUUCCAGCUUAUGGAAAUCUUUCUGGAUAUACAGUUAAAGGUGGAAAUGCAUGUCCCAUUUGUGAAGAUGACACUCUUGAUUUGCGAUUACCCAAUUGCAAAAAGAAUGUAUACAUGAGUCAUCGAAGAUUUCUUCCACGAAACCAUCGUUAUCGUGCACUCAAAAAGGCAUUUAAUGGAAAAGCUGAACACGGUGUUCCUCGACGUGUAUUAAGUGGAUCAGAAAUAUAUGAUAAGGUCAAAGAUUUGAACACGGUUUUUGGUAAGCCAUAUAAGCGGAACAAACAUAGUUUGUGGAAGAAGAAGUCUAUUUUUUGGGAACUUCCGUAUUGGAAGGACUUAUCUGUGAGGCAUUGUCUUGAUCUUAUGCACAUUGGAAAAAAUGUGUGUGACAGCAUCAUUUCGACCAUUAUGAAUGUUCCCGGAAAGACAAAGGUUGGAAUUAAUAUCUGAAAAGACAUGAUUGAACAUUUAAAUAUUCGAAAAGAAUUGGCACCACAACCGCGGGAAAAUGGUUUUUAUCUUCCACCAGGUUGCUACACACUCUCAAAGGUUGAGAAACGAAUUUUUUGUGAAAGCUUAUAUGGCAUCAAAGUGCCUUCUAGGUAUUCUUCAAAUUUUAAGAAUCUCGUAUCAUUGAAGGAUAUGAAAUUGGUUGGUUUGAAGUCUCAUGAUUAUCCUGUUCUGAUGCAACAUUUGUUGCCUGUUGUUCUACGAGGGCUUUUACCUGAUCAUGUUAGAUGUGCGAUCAUGAGGUUGUGUUUCUUCUUCAAUUCCAUAUGUCAGAAAGUGAUUCACCCUGAGAAACUUGAUGCGUUGCAAGCUGAAGUGGUUAUUACAUUGUGUCAGCUUGAAAUGUAUUUUCCACCUUCACUAUUUGACAUUAUGGUGCAUCUUGUGGUACAUCUGGUUAGAGAAGUCAAGAUGUGUGGUCCUGUGUUUUUACGAUACAUGUACGGAAUGGAAAGACAUGUGUGAUAUUUGAAAUCAAAGGUGAAAAAUCGAUGUCGACCUGAAGGAAGUAUAAUCAGGGGUGUAAUUGAUGAAGAAGUCAUUGAAUUUUGCACACCUUAUUUGAUGAAUGUUGAAUCAUUAGGUGUUCCAAAGUCUAGACAUGAUGAUAGGAAUGAAGGAAAAGGCAUACUUGGAAAGAAAUUACUAAAGAAUGUGGACAAUGAGUUAGUGGAAAAGGCCCAUCUUCUCGUGUUGCAUCAUUUAGAAAUUAUUUCUCCAUAUGUGCAACAACAUAUGAAUGCUUUGAAGACUCAAUUUCCGUUGAAAAGUGAAGUAUGGUUGACUAAAGAACACAAUCGUACGUUUUCAUCUUGGUUUAAAGACUUCAUCUUCAAUGACAGGAAUGAUGUUUAUAAUGAGGUUGAUGAAGAUGUUAAGUGGUUGGCUUAUGGUCCUAAAUGCACAAUUGAUUCAUAUGAAGCAUACAAUAUCAAUGGCUACACCUUUUAUACUACCCGACAUGAUGCCAAAUCUGUAUUACAGAAUAGUGGGGUAUCAGUGGUAGCAUCUUCAACAGAAUAUGCAAGUUCAAAUGAUCAGAAUCCUCUUUAUGCAACAAUGUCUUACUAUGGAAAAAUUGAGGAUAUAUGGGAGUUGAAUUACACGAACAGGAGUUUUUCACUUUUCAAGUGUCAGUGGGCCGAUAUUCGAAGAGGUGUUCAGCGUGAUCAAACAGGAGUGACAUUAGUGGAUUUUACUCGACCCGGAUAUCGUGAUGAUCCGUUUAUACUUGCAUCCCAAGCUGAACAAGUUUUUUAUGUAGAGGAUCCCUCAAACAAACGAUGGUCAGUUGUUUUACCAGGUAAGAAAAAAUUAAAUGUGGAUGAUUGUGACGUUGGAGAAGAUGAUUAUAUUGAAGAUAUGCCGUCAUUGUCCACUGGCAUGCAUGACAGAAAUGCAACAAUCGAUUACAAUGAAGAUGAUCUUUCAUUUGUUGGAAAUCAUAGCGAUGGCAUAGAAAUUUUCUUCAAAAAGUCAAAGUGAUAUCAUGAGUGAAUUGAGCUACACACUUUGAGUGAUAGUGAUGGAGAUGACUUUAUUCUCAAUGAGGAACCUCAUGUUACGGCGGAGGAACAUAGUAGCAGUGGGCGCAGAACUAGCGACGGGAAAAAAUAGUUGAUUUUGAUAAAAAUGGUCAGCCAAUUGGUGCGUGGGCGGAGAAGUUCAAAUCUUUUGUGGACAAGAUAGUACGUGCUCGAUGUGGAAAGAGAUCCAGGAUGAGUAUUUUGUUGAUGACACCAUGUACAAGUUGACCAUAAAAAAGAUGGGAAAGUUACAUCGGGACUUUAGAAACCGAUUGAGGACUGGCUUUUUUUAUAAGACACGACCAGUUGGACAGGAUAGUGGUGAAGCUUAUGUGAAGUAUAAAGGCAUUUUGACACAAGAUGUGUGGGAGGAUUUUAUCGCUAGGAGCAUGACUCCGGAGUUUCAGGAAUUAAGUGAUAAAAACAAACAAGCUGCGUUACUGAAUAUUUACCCUCACCAUAUGGGUCGCUCCGGAUAUGCACUUUCCAUACCGAAAUGGAAAGAUCAAGGAUUACUAGAUCAGUUUUUGACUAAGUCUGAAGUGGAUUCCACAAAAUCUAGCGUAUCUUCUGAUGACAUUCCGAGACAUGUGAGUUGGUUUUAUGCUAGAUCUGGAUUGACAGCAGAUGGACAACUAGCUUUCCCAGUAACACCGAAGCCAUGAAAAAGAAGAAAGAAAAACUUGAUAAAAUUCAAGAUGAUGUUGCUACAGGGACGUGGAAGCCACACGGACGACAUGAUAUUCUUACCGAGAUAUUUGAGAAACCUGAUUAUCCUGGACGUGUACGCGGUGUUGGAGGAGGUGUGGGGCAUAAAAGAGUGUUUGAGCGAGAGCCGAGGAGUUCACGUAAGAUUGGUAAUUUGAGCGAUGCUGAUUUGAAGAAGUUACAGAUCAGUGGAUGAAAGAUAUGGAAAAAGCUUUUGCUCAAAGAGGAUUCCAAUCUACCACAUUUCCAUCUACGCAUUCUCAAACAGUAGAUGCAGACACUAUGAACUCCACCGCACCUAUUCCACGAAAUUUUUUGUUGACGGUUCAUCCUGUAAGCUAGCUGUUGAGUCACAAACAGAAGAUGGACACAAAGAUUUGAAAUAUGUAGCAAUGGCUUUGGCUUAUAAUACAGCCCCGGGGGCCAUGAUACAUAAUAUUCCGAUGUCUGCUAAUACCAUUAAAGUUAACAUAUCUAUGAUUUAUACAGGUUUUGAGCAAUGUCCUCUUUUAGUUCCAAAUGAAAAUGCUGAUAUAUAUGUGUUGACAAACACUAUAGGAUCAUUUGUUGAGUGGCCUAGUCAUUUAGUAUUUUUUGAAGGAGAGGUAAAGUCAAAGCGGAAAGAUGUGAUUCAAAAGAAUAAAGCUUUUAUUCCGAGAGAGUCUCCUCGGGUUGUGGUUCCUCCUAGCACAUACCCAUUGGUUAGUGAUACUAUUUUGCAGUCACUAACUGAAGAUUUAUUGGAGCUACAUGAGAUGCUAGAGUGGUAUGAGCCAGAGGUGUGUAAAUUCUCUAUUGCUUUACCUGUUGAUGCUUUUCACUAUCCGCAAAACAGUGAAUUUGGGACUAUCAUCGAUCGUAAAGACUUGGCUGAACUACUCGAGGGUGAUUCUGUGGAUAUGUGCAUCAUUCAAUCCUUUGCAUUAUUUCAUUGGAUUUUGAUAGUCAUUUGCCCCUCGGUUAAUAAAGGCUAUAUCUUCAAUUCAAUCCCAAGCUUUUCUAAUAUCAUCAUUCAGAAAGAUCUAGCAUUAGCAUACAGAGUUGCUUCCGCAAGAAAUGGUGAUGGAAAGCCAAUCACAUGGCAUAAUGUUAAGUGUGCCAGACAAAACGGAAACACAGAAUGCGGAUAUUAUACCAUGCGAUACAUAUGGGAAGUGAUUUCGUAUGUUGAUAGCUUUGAUAUUGGAAAGGAUUGGUAUUCAAGAACUGAGGCAUAUUCUGAAGAUGAGUUUAAUAACAUUCGCAAUAUAUGGGCAUGAUUUUUCUUGGAUAUACUCUUAAAUAUGUAAAAGUUGAUUACAUUGGUUAUGUAUUGUGUUAAGUGUUUUUUGAAAUCAUUUUUAUGAAGAUUUUUGUAAUCUGUUGGUUACUUGAAUUGCUUACACUUUGCUGAUUUUGUAAUUUGUGAAGUUCAUGUUGUUGAUAUUGUGAUGACUUUAAACAGUUU